This is a messenger RNA of Solea solea (common sole), 3233 nucleotides long. It is a transcript of the gene ascc2, whose product is annotated as activating signal cointegrator 1 complex subunit 2. The record is from RefSeq and is a predicted model, not a curated record. Gene Ontology annotation, biological process: regulation of DNA-templated transcription. Lineage: Eukaryota; Metazoa; Chordata; Actinopteri; Pleuronectiformes; Soleidae. The transcript has 19 exons. The coding region runs from base 161 to 2464 and encodes 767 amino acids. Gene Ontology annotation, molecular function: ubiquitin binding.
UGCGUCAUUUCCUUUACAUGUGUCACUUCCGUUCCCCAAUAACUCACAAGUGAUUACGUUUGGAAACAGAAACCUUGUACAGCUACGUCGACUGAAAUCAAAUGGCUUGAACGAGUCGCUUACGGUCACAUUAGGAGAUAAGUGUAGGGAAGGAGUAGGUAUGGCCUGUGCUCGUGUGCCACUGGAUGAACAGCAGGUGACUGAGCCUGGCCCUUUUGGAAAAGAGUGCACACUGCCUGCACUGCACCCGGACAGGAAGGAAGACCACUGUUUUGUGCCUUACAAGCCUCCACCAGAAGAUGGCUCUCCAGCUGAGGUGGAGGAGUUUUUGGAAUUUGCCAGAUUCAUCAUUGAGGACCUGGAGUGGCUCCUUGCAUUGCCCCAUGAUAAGUUUUGGUGCCAGGUGGUGUUUGAUGAGUCCCUGCAAACUUGCCUAGACUCGUACCUUCGUCAUGCUCCACGGAGCCUUGACCUCACUGCCUUGCCCUCCUCCCCGGCAGUGGCUGAGAUGCAGCGUUCCAUUCACAGGAUGGUCUUCUUGACUUUCUUGAGGAUGGCUACACAUAAAGAGUCCAAGGAAAACUUUCUCACCCCAUCAGUGUUUGGAGAAAUUAUCUAUGAGAACUUCCUGUUUGACAUUCCCAAAAUUUUGGAUCUGUGUGUGCUCUUUGGAAAGGGUAACAGCCAGCUGCUGCAUAAGAUGAUAGACAACAUCUUUACCCAGCAGCCAUCUUACUACAGUGACCUGGGUGAGACUGUGCCCACUGUAUUACAGGUGUUUGACUCAAUCCUAGAUAAGUGUGGUCUUCAGUGUGAAGGUGCCACUGCCAUAGAGCCGAUGAAGCUGAAUGCACACAAACAGUCCACUGCUAUGACCAUGAGCCAACAGGAUCUUUUAGAUAUAAUUUUGUACCUGUCUGAUUCAACUUCCACCAUCCAUGCCUUCAUGGACAUCUUCCCUGCAGCCUGCACCACCUUCCACUCACACGGCUUCCUCGGCAGAUUGACCUCGUUUUAUGAGACCGCUGUGCCUGACCUUGAGAAGGCAGUGAGGAAGAGAAACUUUGGUGAUAAAGGACUUCAGGAUGACUUGUGGAAGAGGUUGUCCCACUCCUGUCGCAAAAUGGUGGAGACGGCUCACCUGCUGCUGCACCACACCUGCCUACAACCCAUACUGGAGGGGAGAGAAAACAUGCAAACUUUUGCAGAGGAACUCUUACAACAUUUCACAUCUUUUUUACCAGAAAAAAGGUUCUUGUCAGAUUAUGAUGAACAGUUCCCCAUCUCGGAUGACAUCAGUCUCCUGCAGCAGGCCAUCCCAGUCAUUGAUGAGACUAGGACGUCCUACCUUCUCCAGGGGGUGGAGAGUGUCUGGGACAGCAUGGGGCGACAGAGAUCACAAAACCAGACCCGGCCUAAAGCCUCCUCAUUGCUGUCAACCAAUCAGGGAGCAGUUGGUGGAGCUACUGCUGCCUUUGUAGAUGACUUUAGACCUCAGGACGACCAAGAACCUGGAGGAGAGCGAGUGAAGGGAGCAGAAGCCAUGUUGGAUGUUCCCCAAAAAGGAAACAACGGCGAGGUGUGUCCACUGAGUACAGCAGAGCUAGAAUCUCUGUUGUCGUGUAUCAGGGAUCUGCUGCCUGAUUUGGGUGAAGGUUUCCUGCUGGCCUGUCUCCAGGAGUACAACUACAGCUCUGAGCUAGUUAUCAACAACAUCCUGGAGGACCGGUUAGCCCCUAAUCUGGACAAACUGGACCGAGCCAUGCCGAGGCCAGUGAAGGAGGAGCUUCCAAAUGUUCUGACCAACAGAUCCAAUGUGUUUGAUGACGAUGAGUUUGACGUCUUCCGCAGGGACCAGGUGGACAUGUCCCGUGUCUGGAAGGGCAGGAGGAAAGAUCCAAACACUCAGGAGAUGCUGGACGACAAGCGUCACAUAGCAGAGCAGCGAGCUCGUUAUCAGGCCUACGAGAUGGUGGUAGAUGAGGUUGUCAUCGAACCUGGUGAAACUGCCGCCAGCUACGGCCUGGACGACUACGACGACGAAUAUGACGACACGUACGACAUGAACCAAGUGGGAGCUAAUGACCUGGACGGAGACAGUUUACUGAACCGGAGGCCUUUCACUAUUCCACAGGUACUGAGAAAAGGAAACAAAGCAGAGGAAGAAAGUGAAGAGGAAGAGGAGGAAGAACCUUUACAGAACAACACAAACAGGGACCAAUUUGUGCAGGACCCGGCUCUGCUGCGAGAAAGAGCUGAAGCUAGAAGAGCAGCCAUGCAACAAAGGAAAGGUUUCCGACCCGAGCGUACCAGUAAUGUUGUUGGCCAACCCAAAGGCCGAGGUCAAACCCCUGACACAUUCCUGGAUCGACGCAAGAAGGAGACUAACAAGAGCCGCGUGUCCAACCACAGCCGAAGAACCAUGGCUGACCGCAAGAGGAACAAAGGCAUGAUCCCUUCCUGACCUGUGUGAAGGACUGGUGGUAGCAAGACAGGUGUGAAUGAAGAGUUGCUGUUUGAUGGUUGUGACUUUUGAUCACACUCCAGUGGUGAGGUUGGUCUUUGCUCCAGAAGGAAAAGCUGCAACUGUUGGGACGUUUACCGACGUUCUGCAUGUUUGUCAUCAGAGGCUGUCAAACAACUCAUUGUGAGUGAGAUUCUAAACAUCUGCUUUUGAUUUUUGGCGUUUUUCUUCUUUUAAAGCACUUAAUAACCAAAGUUGAGAGUGUGAACCAGAGACAGAAUUUUAUUUUUGUUAAGUAACAAAUGAGUAUAUUAAGAUCCAGAGAGACUGAAAGACGUUUUUCACAUAGUCCGUGUAGGAAUACAAGGGAUGAGACAUCCAGGGUUUCCCAUAAACUGCCGUUUCUUCUGUACCUGAUCGAACAAUCGAACCUGGUGUUUGAGUCUGGACAUCAACAACUGCCUUGCUACUAGUGUUGUUUUAAUACCCACGAGUAGCUUGUGUGAAAGCUGCUUGCAUGAGUCAUUUGACUGCACGCAUGUGUUGACCAUCCAGUAAGUACAGUGGUAUCCAGUUCAUAUCACGGUUGUCCAGCCUUCACUGAAUCAAACUCAAGAGACUGUGAUGCUGUGAUGUUUGAAAAUGCUUUCAAACGACUUUCUUUGAACAGUUCAGAGCAUUUUAUUUAAAAAAAAAAAAGAAGAAGCACAUGGAAUUGGUUUUUGGAUUUCACAUAGCAAGAAAACCUGAAAUAAAUACAAUAAUACCA